Pieris brassicae (large cabbage white) is the source of this 949-nucleotide messenger RNA. RefSeq lists its product as uncharacterized. NCBI's taxonomy places the organism in Eukaryota, Metazoa, Arthropoda, Insecta, Lepidoptera, Pieridae. The transcript has 9 exons. The record is from RefSeq and is a predicted model, not a curated record. The coding region runs from base 227 to 880 and encodes 217 amino acids.
CGCACAGAACACGAUUCUGAUAAAAAGUUGAAAUCGAAUGCUCUGUCUUGUGUUACAGAUAAAGUGAAGGCGUUCUUUAUUUAAAAUAUCGUUGUAUAUGUAGUUUUAGUUACAGUUCGCAAUUUGGUCGUAGUUGCUAUUUUAUUCGUUAGUAAAUAAAACAAAAACACCUAUGUGCACCGACUUUUUGAUUUCUUCAAAUUUUUGAUUUAACUACAACACAGAUAUGAGAAUUUAUUUGCUGGCAAUGUUUUGUGUCAACGCGCAGGUGUACAGUGCGCGAGUUCUAACAUUGGACACGAAAGAACAAGUCAUUGACACUCCAAUUUCUGAUGAAAACAUAAUUCUGGCGGAUAGUCUGAAUCAAAAUGGAAGUAAUCUUGGUGAUUUAAUGGAGAUUAUUAAUGAAGAAAAUAUUCCGAUAAAUAAUCAAAUCGGGGGAGUUUUGGAGACCUAUUUAAAACCAAUAAGCAAGCUUUCAGAACUAUUUCCUAAUCAACAAGUUGAAGUACAGUUAGAAAUUGAUGGCUCAAAUUAUGUACCAAAGCAGUAUCUACGCCAGAGUGAGACCACUAUGUUGCCGUCGAGCUCUUCAAGUAUAACCACUCCUACGGUACCACGGUCUUCAACGAAUUCAGCUGUCAACGAUAGACCCGUGUACAUGAGCGAUUUAAAGAAAGUUUUUGAUGACUUUGAGAAAAAACAUAUAAAGUUACAUGAUGACGUCAAGCAGGUGCCUUUCGUUAACAUCAAACAAACGGUGGGGAACCUAAAUGAUUUAUUGGGAUUACUAAAAAAAGGUGUUCAAGUGGAAAAGAGUAUUGGAAAACCAACCGGCAAAAAUGUGAGCUGGUUUCAAAUAAAAAUACCAAGAAAUUAAUACAUAUAUAAAGUUACUUAAAUUCUCCUAAUAGAAAUAAAGACAUAUACAAAGAACUACUAAAUAUGA